Lactuca virosa is the source of this 1352-nucleotide messenger RNA. The record is from the annotation of a GenBank genome assembly. NCBI's taxonomy places the organism in Eukaryota, Viridiplantae, Streptophyta, Magnoliopsida, Asterales, Asteraceae.
AAGCAUGAGCGUUGUCGGUUUUUCUUCCAUACCAAACCCUCCAUUGAAUUCAAUUCCUGUUCUUCAAAGUCGCUGAAUCCAGUGGGCGCCUCCAUUGAAGUAUUGAACGUGACCCGACCCGUUUACAGACUCACCGUAUCAUAUCUACCCUUCUUGAUCAGCUCAGACUGGUUCUUUUCAUUUUCAGAUCAAAAAGAUCAUCGCGAACUUUCUAUUUCAUAAACCCUUCUUUCCCUCUAAUAAUUAUCGAAAAGGGUUUUUGAAGAUCCAUCAUGGGUUUUCGAGCAUUCUUCAUUCCUUACUUCCUCUGUUCCCUCCUGUUCUUCCCCAAUUUCUCCAUCCAGUCUUCAGGAUUACGCAACAUACGUGGGUCGAUUAUCAGAUUGCCGAAUGGUGAUUCCUAUGGUCACCCUUUUGAUCCCACUCGGGUCACCCAAAUUUCGUGGCAUCCAAGGGCGUUUCUGUAUAGAAACUUUUUAACAGACGAAGAGUGCGAUCAUCUCAUUCAAUUGGCGAAGGAUAAGCUCGAGAAAUCCAUGGUUGCCGAUAAUGAAUCUGGUAAGAGUAUAGAAAGUGAAGUCCGAACAAGCUCCGGCAUGUUUCUCAACAAAGCUCAGGAUAAAGUUGUUGCUGGAAUUGAAUCAAGGAUUUCUGCUUGGACAUUUCUUCCUGUUGAAAAUGGAGAAGCUAUGCAAAUAUUGCAUUAUGAAAAUGGUCAAAAAUAUGAACCACAUUGGGAUUACUUCCAUGAUAAAGCCAAUCAAGCCAUGGGUGGACACAGGAUCGCCACUGUUCUUAUGUAUCUCUCUAAUGUCCACAAGGGUGGUGAGACUGUGUUUCCUGAGUCAGAGAUAAAAGAAUCUCAACCGAAAGCUAAUGAAGAUUGGUCCGAAUGUGCUAAAAAAGGUUACGCAGUGAAACCGAAGAAGGGGGACGCGUUGUUGUUUUUCAGUCUUCAUCCAAAUGCUACAACCGAUGUAUUAAGCUUACACGGGAGUUGCCCCGUGAUAGAAGGCGAGAAAUGGUCAGCAACAAAAUGGAUCCAUGUCAGGAGCUUUGACAAGUCAGAUAACACAAGUGAUGACUGUACCGAUGACAAUGCGAAUUGCGCCAUGUGGGCGGCAGCUGGCGAAUGUAAAAGGAAUCCUGUUUAUAUGGUUGGGUCUCCGGAAGGUUCCGGAUAUUGUAGGAAGAGUUGCAAAGUAUGUUAGUAGAUACACUUUCUCGUGUCUAUAUUUUUCGUGUGUGACAAUUUGGGUAUAAAGGUAGUUGGUGUUUGUAAUCUCUUGAGUUAAAGGAUAUGGGAAAAAGAUAUAAUAUAAGAUGAAUUUCUUUUUUGAAGCGAAAUAACA